AUGAACCAUUUCACUGCGAAUCCCAUCCAGAACGAACCGGUGUGGUCGUCUAUCCAGUGGGAAGGCGAUGUAGCUUACUCAAGGCCACUGCUUGGUUCAGAGUUACUGGCAGACCAGUUCAGCAGGUUUCAAGACGGGUUUGUCCCCAAUGCUCGACUCCGUGAUGGGUACGCACGACUACGGUUUGAGUGUCCCAUCAUAGCAGCACCUCUGGUCGAAGGAGUGCAUGAUCCUGACCUACGGUCCUGGGUCUACGUUCCGGCGGCGACGGCGGAAGAAGUCAUCCAAUGGGCUAGAGAGUCUGUCGUUGUUCAUCCCGAGCCCAUGGAUUCAGAUGACUUCAUGGCCCUGGUCAACUUGCGCCGGCUCCCCUAUGUCCUCUAUGACGGCACCAAGCAAUUUGUCCGCUGUUUCCUCGUGCGGUCGCCUGCUGCGCAGGACAUAUACAGCAUCUUUCUCCACGGCCCGCAUUCCAUCAUGGAUGCCCGACCAACCAUCAACGCCUUCUCGCUCCUGCUGACGCACAUGUCUGUGUCGGCGCCUCCACCGCUCACCAUUCUCGAAUGGGGGACAGAAUGGCGCAACCUGCCCGCCGGCCCCGUCACGGCGACCGGGGGCCCGCGUCCAAACUGGGACGGCAAGGCAGCCCCUGUUCUAGCCAAGAUGGGCGCGAUUUUGACAAACCCAAUUCCAACGCACAGUAUCAAGCCCCAGCGCAGCGAUCCUGAGAUGCUGGGCAGGCCUGUCAGGGUGCGCGUCCAGAUAGGCAAGGACGAAAGUGCAGCACUGGUCAAGGCAAUCAAAGCAGCGGGUUUCACCGUGACGCACCUGUUCGAUGCCGCUCAAAUAUUGGCUAUCCUGGAGCGAAACCCGGUGCCCGCAGAGUCGGCGGCAGACGCGCACAUCACGUAUGCGAUCGGAAUCAUUGCCAUUGCGCGCUACCGCGUGCCACCGCACGAUGGGAAAAAUCAGCUCAUCUCUGAGAUGGCUAUCGUGCCGCUCCAAGUGAAGUACGCGGACAUCCCACAGGUCGCCCCCCAGGAUCGCCUUUUCGCCGUCAUGGCGAUCCUGAAGGCGCAAUAUGACGAAUACCUCGCCAACCCGCACCUGCCGCAUCUGUUCCCGGCGCAAAUGCGACUCGCCCCGCCGCGCGUGCCCGUCAUCACAAGCAACCCACACGCGACCGUGAUCACCAAUCUGGGCGUGAUCGAGCAUAGUCUGGCAUCAACAUGGUACCCGGACGGUGAUGCUACAAAGCCACCACUGUUCGAGAUCUCCGCAUUACCCUUUGGACAUAGGAUGACAAUGCCGAGCCCGUAA
Molecule: messenger RNA, 1320 nt
Organism: Postia placenta MAD-698-R-SB12
Lineage: Eukaryota; Fungi; Basidiomycota; Agaricomycetes; Polyporales; Adustoporiaceae
Exons: 6
Coding region: 1-1320 (439 amino acids)
Source: RefSeq, a predicted model, not a curated record